AUGGGUCAAAUUCUUUCUAAUCCUGUUGUUGAAAAGGAACAUCAUUCCGGAUUUGAUUCAUUCACAUCUUUUGGUCUCUGUGCAAUGCAGGGCUGGCGUAUGUCUAUGGAAGAUUCUCAUGUUGUAGAAUUAAAUGUUAUGGAAGAUGAUGAUAAGGAUCAUAUCGCAUAUUACUGUGUGUUUGACGGUCAUGGUGGAUCCACUGUGGCACAAUAUUGUGGAUUCAAUGCGGCAAAUGUAUUAAAAAGACAAACUUCUUUCCAAAAUGGUAAUUUCCGCCAAGCUUUAAUCGAUACUUUCUUAGCGAUUGAUGAAGAUUUAUUGGAUAACCAUUCUUUUAAAAAUGAUCACAGUGGUUGUACAGCUACCUCGCUUUUGAUUUCAAAAUUAAAUAAGGUUUUAUUAUGUGGUAAUUCUGGUGAUUCCAGAACUGUUUUGUCCACUAGUGGUUAUGCUAAAGCUUUAUCUUUUGAUCAUAAACCAACAUUAGCAAGUGAAAACUCAAGAAUUGUAGCUGCUGAUGGAUUCGUGGAAAUGGACCGUGUCAAUGGUAAUUUAGCUCUGUCAAGAGCUCUGGGGGACUUUGAAUUUAAAUCAAAUAAGAAAUUAUCUCCUUAUGAACAGGUAGUUACAUGCAUCCCAGACGUUAUCCAACACACAUUAAAUUAUGAGGAUGAUGAAUUUGUUAUUUUAGCUUGUGACGGUAUCUGGGAUUGUUUAUCCUCACAAGAGUGUGUAGAAUUAAUUCAUUAUGGUAUUUCAUUAGGAAACAUGUCUCUAAAUGACAUCUCUUCGAAAAUAAUUGAUGUAUGUUGUGCUCCUUCUACUGACGGACCUGGAAUUGGUUGUGAUAAUAUGAGUAUAGUAAUUGUAGCAUUAUUGAAGGAUGAAGAAACAACCGAACAAUGGUUUGAAAGAAUGAGAGAAAAAAAAUACAGUAACUUUAUUUCUUUCGAAGAAAGAAGGAGAAGGGUUUUCCAGUAUUUUAAAUUUCCAGAAGGAGACAAUGACUCCCUUUUUGAUAUCACAACAAAAAAAAACCAUAAUCAUUUAAAUCAUGGUCUUACAAUCGACGAUAGUAUGGAAAUAGAUGACACCGAUGAUGAUGCCGAUAAACAUGUUAGAACUCAAGGUGGAUCUGUUGAUCUGUUUUCACUUGAAGCAUUGUUAGAUUCAAGCGGUAUUAGAAUUUCUCAAGAUGGCAACAAUACUUCAUACAUUCAUGGUGCUGCAUUAACUGAAAUGUUAGCUUCAUUGAGUGGAGCUACAGCCAAUGAACUACGCAGACAAGAUAGAAUAGAUGAGUAUGAAGAAGAUGAUAUAGAAGAUGAAGAUAAUGAAAACAAUAUUAAAAAUGAAGACGAUAGCGAUGAUUAA
Vanderwaltozyma polyspora DSM 70294 is the source of this 1377-nucleotide messenger RNA. It is a transcript of the gene PTC2, whose product is annotated as type 2C protein phosphatase PTC2. Gene Ontology annotation, molecular function: protein serine/threonine phosphatase activity; cation binding. The record is from RefSeq and is a predicted model, not a curated record. Gene Ontology annotation, biological process: protein dephosphorylation. Bases 1 to 1377 code for a protein of 458 amino acids. The transcript has a single exon. NCBI's taxonomy places the organism in Eukaryota, Fungi, Ascomycota, Saccharomycetes, Saccharomycetales, Saccharomycetaceae.